Messenger RNA from [Torrubiella] hemipterigena, 504 nucleotides. The record is from the annotation of a GenBank genome assembly. NCBI's taxonomy places the organism in Eukaryota, Fungi, Ascomycota, Sordariomycetes, Hypocreales, Clavicipitaceae.
AUGCCGCAGAGGAUCCGACCUGCCAUCAGCAUCUGCAGGCGGUCCCUGUUAGGAAUGUUUUCCUUUAUGGCGUUUUUCAGUCUCGCAUUGCAUAUCUUCCCAAGCCCUACUGUGAGCCUAGUUUCCUUCAUUGUAGCUUUGCAGCCCUGCCAGCCGUAUGGCCCAAGUGGCCUCACCGGCAGGGACGUUUUCCCACCGUUCUUGCAAGCUCGGUUCUUUGUUUACUUUUUGCGCAAGCACAUGAAACUCGCCUUCCAUCCGCAAUUCUUUCAGACCAAUUUCAUGGUCAUGUGGAUUGACAAUGACUGGGACGCCUUUCACCAGUCCCUUCUCAUCUUUUCCUUGGAUGACGUUGAAGGACGAGAGAAGUAUUAUCCGGACUGUGCUGCUAGCCAGCAGUUUCCAGACGACGGCUUUCUAGAUGGUGUAGACUUGCUAGUCAGCUCAGACAAGCUCCAAGAGAUUGCAGUGUCUAGCUCAGAAACUUUUCCGAAUAUGGGCUAG